Molecule: messenger RNA, 940 nt
Organism: Lycium ferocissimum
Lineage: Eukaryota; Viridiplantae; Streptophyta; Magnoliopsida; Solanales; Solanaceae
Product: vesicle-associated protein 4-1-like
Exons: 7
Coding region: 91-765 (224 amino acids)
Biological process (GO): endoplasmic reticulum membrane organization
Cellular component (GO): endoplasmic reticulum membrane; plasma membrane
Source: RefSeq, a predicted model, not a curated record
AGCGUCAAACAUUCAUUUCCCUAAAUUUAUUUAUAUUUAUUACGUGAAAUUGGAACUACUUAUCAUCGAAACUCCACUUUUAUUCUUCCAAUGGCUGCUACCGUCGACCACCACAAACGACAGCUAUCCGACGCAAAAUUCCAGAUUUGCCCUUUCAAUAAAUCUAUAUUUCCACCAAGGCGUAGGCUCCGUCUUGAUCCUUCUAGCAAUCUCUACUUUCCUUAUGAACCGGGAAAACAGGCAAAGAGUGCUGUAAAGAUUAAGAACACAAGCAAAUCUUAUGUCGCAUUCAAGUUUCAAACUACUGCACCAAAGAGCUGCUACAUGCGACCUCCUGGAGGUGUUCUUACACCUGGUGAAAGCCUGAUUACCACUGUGUUCAAGUUUAUUGAGCAACCUGAGAACAAUGAGAAGCCUAUAGAUCUAAAGACCAAGGUGAAGUUCAAGAUCAUAAGUUUGAAGGUGAAAGAAGGAACUGAUUAUGUACCUGAGUUGUUUGAAGAACAAAAGGAUCAAGUCACUAUUGAGCGUACUCUAAAGGUGGUGUUUUUGGACCCUGAACGCCCUUCUCCGGCACUGGAUAAACUAAAACUUCAGCUGGCCCAAGCUGAGGCUGCUGCAACAGAAGCUGAUAAGAAACCUCUAGUGGAAACAGGUCCGAAAGUUGUGGGAGAAGGUUUAAUAGUAGAUGAAUGGAAGGAGCGGAGGGAGAGGUAUCUUGCUAAGCAACAGGUUGAGGCAGUGGAUUCAGUUGUAAAGCAAUAGAGGGUGUUUAUGUAAGUGCAUCUUUUUCCAGAAUAGCAAUGUAAAGUAAGAUCCAACACCUUUUAUACUUGCCUUUCUUUGUAUUGAUGGUGGACAAGGGCAAUACAAUGCUUCAUGUAAAAGAAGAACAAUGAUGGGAGAUUUAAGAUUCAAAAUAAUUAUAUUUGGGAAAAGA